GGACAGAGAUUUUAGCCCAGGAGGACGGUACUUUAAACACUUACAGCAAAAGGACAGGGGACCUCCAGAAACUCGACCACCAAAGGCAACAUCACAAGCAUUGAAACGUAUACCCUACAAUCCAAUGGAUUUCGCCUCAGAAUUUCAGCAUCGAAAUACUUAUUUGAAGACACCAUCAUCACAUGGAUUUACAGCAUGUGGAGAUACCGAGAACAGUGGAGGGGUUCUCGAAUCGGCACACUCUUCUAUCUACAACAAGCGAGAACGCUGUUUACAGAGGGAAACCAUUGCGUGGACACCAAUUCCUGUUCCAGUCAAAGCCGUUCAAACAAAAAGAUCAAUGUUUACCGAAUCAAAGGCUCUUUCUAAAAGCUCUUAA
This is a messenger RNA of Paraglomus occultum, 379 nucleotides long. The record is from the annotation of a GenBank genome assembly. NCBI's taxonomy places the organism in Eukaryota, Fungi, Glomeromycota, Glomeromycetes, Paraglomerales, Paraglomeraceae.